AUGGAACUGUCACGUUCCGAGUACCCGGGCAUUGUGAGCUCCGUACAUCCAACACCUGCAGUCAAGAUUCUCCGGGAUCGGUUACAGAGAGUGCAGACUCUAAACCUUGAGAUCGCCGAUUGGCUUCAGGAACGCCGACGAGUCGAGGAAGCUUACGCACAAGGGCUGAACAAACUCGCAAAGCGAACGAUACAAGGGGACGGUUCGGAUUUAGGGGUGUUUCAAGGUCCAUGGACUCGCAUAGCCAGCUCGACUACGGCCCUGGCAACCUCGCACCAGGAGUUUGCGCAGCGCAUUGACACAGAAGUGGAGCGCCCGCUUAGGGACUUCACGAACAGAAAUCCUGAAUGGUCGGGAAUGAAGAGCAUGGAGAUGACGUUAGCAGCCGCGGCAAAAGCCGUUGACCAGGCGGAAGAAAAGUCUGAAAAGAUCAAGCGACGGGGCCAAAAGGCGAAACACGCACAGGUAGCCGAGGCAGCGAAGGGAGUCGAGAGCGCAAAUAGCGAGUGGGAGAGCCAGGCGCCAUUCGCAUUUGAAAAGUUUCAGGCAGCGGAUGAGAGCCGGUGUAAUCAUCUACGGGAUGUCCUGACGACAUGGCAAACAUUGGAGCUGGACCAGGCGCAGCGGAAUAUGCAGGCUGCUGAGACGACGCUGAAUGCAAUUUUGGAUAUCAAUACCAACGAUGAGAUCAAAGGGUUUGCGAACAAGGUUACAGCUGGGAAGGCGAAGAUUGAGAGGCUGAGAAGCCGAACGGGCAGCAGUGGUGGCCCGCCAGUGCCAGGUAUGCCGUCAACACCAUCCAUUGUUACAGAUGAUGCUGUCAGUGUUCACACCUCCGGCUCCGGAGGAGGUUCAGGAGGAGGUCUCAAGCGGCUAGGCACUGUUCUCAGAGGCCGAAAUCGAAAUAGCUCGAUACCCUACUUCAGGUCAGCAUCGCCAGAUAAGCGGCCGGACUCAAAUGGCAAGGGGGGCCCUGGCCGAGGUCUUCUUGGGCUUAUGCCGCCGUCACCGGCGUCGCCUUCGAGCAAUGGCCUUUCUCCAGAACACCAGUCCGUGGGGAUCUCUGGUAGUGCAACACCCCCGAGGCCUUCAACUGGAAAUGGUCCGCCGCCUACACCCACUACGAACGGGGAGAGUCGUCCUGAGACUGCAACGACUUUGUCCGAGGGCAACCAGAUACCAGGCGCCAUCACUCCUUCUGUAACUGUCACAGCUUCUGAGCCUCAAACGGAUGCCGAAGGAUACACAAUUCCGCCGCCAAUUCAUGAUAUUGGGCAAGGUUCAAUACCAGAUGAGGCUACUGACGAACAAAGCCAACCUCAAUUCAAGGUCGAGAUUAAAAACGACGUAAUUCACGAAGAGGAGGAAGAAGCAGAUGCUGCACUAUCAAAAGUCACAUCUACGCUAAGAGCACAACAACAAAAUACGGUUUCUCGAAGAACGAGAGGACGGAGGGAUGCUAGUCAAGUGCGAAAUACCAUGUUUAUUCCGAAUCCACAAGAUUUUGAAACGCCUUCGUCGCCCCCACUUACUCCAAUUAAAUACACCCCUAAAUCGUCCAACGCUGCUUCCGAGUGUGCCUCGGAUACCCUAUCAAUAAGGUCUUCAAGAUCCAUAACAAGCCUUACAAAUUCCCAGAUGAGGCAUCCAGAUUUAAAUGAACUGGGCCUUUCUGCUUCUUUAAUAGAAGCCAUAAGCAUGUCCUUUGAAAACGGCGUCCCACUAAGAACCCAAGUCACUGGCGAAAUUGCGGUUGCAUACAAUCCCCACGAUACCCCCUCACACCCCACUACUGAGAUCCUCCGAAUCGAUAACUUCAGCCUGUUGGAGAAGGUAGCACCAAACCCAGCAUUCAUAACUGCUGUUCCCGACCAUGUUGCAGAGUAUACUCUCUCCCUUGCCAACAUCCAUAGAACCUCCGUUGCAUUCAAGUAUCAGAUCCAUGUUGACGAAAAUAAUAUGAAUGUCUUCGCCCCAAUCAUUGUCAACCCUGUGUGGCGAAUCGAGCCCCACCAGAGCUCGGUCAUUGUGCACUGGAAGCCUAACCCACUAUUUCGACGCUUGAACGGUGUCACUGGCGCAUUCACGAUGAAAAACGUUAUUUUCUCCACCGGUGUUGAAGGCGCCGCAACCUCAUCAUGUCAGUCCAAGCCUGUCGGCGCUUUCUCACGAGAAAGGGGUCGUCUGGUAUGGAAGCUGGGUGAUGUUUCUAUCAGCCCAGAAGAUGUAGAAAAUGGUGCUAAGAAACUUGUCGCGCGAUUUGCUACCGACGGUCAGGCGCGGAAUCAGCCUGUCGACGUUAGAUGGGAGAUCUCAGGAGAGGAUUCAAGCAAUGCUGGGAGCGGGAUCGCGCUAUCUGUAAAGGAUAAGGUUGAAGCUGCACCUACAGAAGAGAAGGAGCCUGAAGAUCCCUUCGCAGAUGCGGAGGUGAAGAGUAUGGUUAGCACUGAUGUUGUCAUUGCUGGUGGGGAAGAGUGGAAGGGCGUUGUGACGGUGAGGAAGGUGGUCAGUGGGAAGUAUGUGGCUAACCAGCAGAAAGACAACUGA
Messenger RNA from Morchella importuna, 2547 nucleotides. RefSeq lists its product as uncharacterized. Gene Ontology annotation, biological process: septin cytoskeleton organization. Bases 1 to 2547 code for a protein of 848 amino acids. Gene Ontology annotation, cellular component: cytoplasm; plasma membrane; cell division site. The transcript is spliced from 8 exons. Lineage: Eukaryota; Fungi; Ascomycota; Pezizomycetes; Pezizales; Morchellaceae. The record is from RefSeq and is a predicted model, not a curated record.